AUUGCAAGAAAUAGAUGAACAUCAGCAAAAACCUGAAACGACUUCAACAAAAUGGCUGAAGUGAUAUUCAAUAAAAACAUCUAAAACGACAUGCAGUAUGCAUUUGCACAGAAAAAGGCCGAAGUCAGAUGCAGUAGUUCUAGUGUUUGGCCUUCUUAUGUCACGCCGUGAAGAGAAACGUCGCCGCUUCCACGACGCCCUGCUUAACACUCUAUAUCCACCGGCGUCGCCGCCGUCAGCAACACCGCAAUCCACCCAUGUCAUCACUUCAAGCCAAGAGUUGGAUGUGAAUCUCAUAGCAGACGAUUAUGGGGUGGAGGAAACAAGCGACGACAAUGGUGCAGGUGGUAGCGAGUUGGGUAAAAGGAAGCGACUUCGUAAGAAGAAACUUAAAGAAGACAUUUCUCGCCGUAGAGGCAUUAUUGGGCCGUUGCUACCUUCAUCAAAGAAGGGUGAUUUUGAUGGUAAUAGUGGAGCAGUUAAAGAAGACAGUCCAAGUGUUCGACGAAAUGGCGAUGAGAAUAGGCAGUGCAAAAAAGUAAAGCAGAGGAGGAUGGCUAAGAGAUUGGGUAGAGAAAAGGUGAUGGAUGCGGAGAAAUGUGUUCAACAUCAAAGCUUAGAAUCUGCUGAUGUGGAGAAUUGUGAUCAAGAAGAUAAAAAGAUUCCUCCUGGUUAAUGAGUAAUGGUUGCAACUUGCAAGCAAAACAUGAAGUAAAAAAUAUGAGUUCAUGAAUUUUAAGAACUUUUUUGGAUUGUUGAUCUUCUGUUAAUCUAGUUUCACAUUUUUGGAUUGUUCA
This is a messenger RNA of Mercurialis annua (annual mercury), 797 nucleotides long. RefSeq lists its product as uncharacterized. The record is from RefSeq and is a predicted model, not a curated record. Lineage: Eukaryota; Viridiplantae; Streptophyta; Magnoliopsida; Malpighiales; Euphorbiaceae.